UACAAGAGAGGAGCAGUCGUGUGUUGCAAGCGCAAGUCCGCAGUCGGUACAGUACUAUCAGGGAUCUUCUUAUGAAAUUUGUACCUGUACUAGAAGUGAUCAUAUAACUAAGUGAUAUUAUCAUGCGACGUAUGAAGCAAGUUGUCAGCACCUCCUUGAAAACCAUGAUCUACAGCGCUAAAUAAAAUCGCGUAGAACAAAUAUCUUGGAUCCCAUGCCAAUGCUACGACGCAAGAGUGGAUCGCCAGGAGCAAGAGCACUAUCGCUUUCACGCCGUCCUAACGAGGGUGAGCAACUCACAACUUCAUCUAGAGGACCAGUGCUGAAUGUUGAAGAAGGCACUGCUGAAGAAAAACCUGGAUCUACUGCUAGAGGAGGUCAUCUUGCAAGAGGAGAAAUGGAACAAAAGCAAGUCUAUUUUGAAGCACAUCAUUCACCCGAAGUAGAACUGCCACAUGGAACUACUGUAGUGGAGCAUAAUCAAGCCCAAAAAAGCCGUCCUUCUCGCCAAAGUAGCCCGAAAAGCGCUGCCCGAGCCUCAUGUCGCUCGUGGGCAAGUCAGCAGACCAAAACUCUACAGCACACACUGGUUUUAACAACGCGUCAAAUGGCUGACCAUGAAAGAAAAAGCGCAUCUUCUUGGGAGGAAACUCUGCGGGAAUUCAACUGCUGCGACCCUGAGGGUGAGAAGAGGUCUGCCGAACAGCAGGAGAAGAAAGUUAUGGAGGAAAUCACAUUAUAAGGAUUUUUAGAAAAUUGAUAGUUUACAAGAUCAAGAAACUCGUGUCAUCUCAUCCUGUUCUCUAAGAAUAUGAACACGCAUCCGGUACCUGGCUGUUGGCAGACCUUUUCGGUUGAUCCGGAGGGGUUAGAAACUCAAGUUUCGGAACCUAAACAUGUUAGAAGUUCUUUUUCCACCACUUCUAUAGAUGAAGAACAUGGCAAAGAAAAUGAUAAUGGAUGUCCUAGUGGACAAGGGGACAGGAGUGCAGCUGACGGAAAUCUUCAAAAAACGAACGUUGUUGUACGUCAAGAGGAACGAGAAGGAGCUGCAAGAACAUCAUCGUCCACUUUAGAAGAAGACGCACCUGUCGUGCAGAGUUUUCGCACUACGCUUGUGACCUCUUCUGCAGCUUGUCAAAACGCGUUAGAAGAAGACCCUUCAAUAGGGGAGACGAAUAGAAGCAAAAACAAUGGCGAGGAGGAACUAGAUGCUCCUACGUCGGAGCCCUCUAGAACAGAAAUUGAAGCAGUAAACGAUGUUCUAGACACUGCGGCUGCAAUUGCUGCAUCUGCGAUUGCAUCUACAACAAAGCCUGCUCGUGAGGAGAAGGCACCAAGUUCGGAGCUUUUACCACCAGUGUGGGCAGCAAAGAUUACUGAGGCAGAAAUUGACGAGUUCUUAAGGUGGCGGGAACAACGUUCAAAAGCCAACACGACGUGUUUUGGUAGCAGCACUGAUUCUGAAAAUACCAAGAUGGGUGUCGUUGCAGAGAAGGCAGACUUAGAGGCGGAGAACAGCAGCAGUGAUAGUUUUCCACAUCAUGAGGUGAAAGCGCAACUAGAAAAUAGCGAGAGGGCACCGUCAGAGAACAACGGCAGUCACAGCGAUAAGUUGCCCCCAGAGACCCCAAGCAGUAGCAGCGAAGAAGAUAUAGAACUAGCACGACAGGGUGAAAAUCACAAUGCAACUCUUGUUGGUGACCACGAGAAGGACCUACUUCUAGUUGAAAGGCCAGCACUUGAGAUUACCUUUACCAGUAGUGGAGAGAGUUUACCCUCGUUUCACAUUGGUAGGGAAGAAGGCACUUCAUCAUCCUCAAAAGAGACGUCAUCCACUGGUGGUGAAGACGACAGCAAUUAUGGUCAAAAUGCAAAUACAAGUGGUGUAUCUGAGACAGACGAACAUCAUUCACAUCAUCACGCACACUCGCACUCUUCGUCUGCUCACUUCGUUGAGAAGAUCAAAAGAAAAGUUCUUAAAAUCAGAGCUGAUGUACUUGUGGAUACCAUCAAAGUGGAUUUGACUGGCAAUAGCGAAUUUGCUCUGGUCUAUGCCACACUUGAAAGUACAGGAAAAACGGAAAUGAUUUAUGCAGUCCGGAAAACGUAAUCUUGUUCUGUACCUAUGUAUACCCGGUUUUAUCAUUUUCCUUUUUUUCGUUCUCCUGUGGGUGCAACCAAUCCAACGUGGGUAGAAAAUUUCAUCGGGAUGAAGCAGAAUGAGGACAUCAAGAACGUCU
Messenger RNA from Amoebophrya sp. A25, 2243 nucleotides. The record is from the annotation of a GenBank genome assembly. NCBI's taxonomy places the organism in Eukaryota, Dinophyceae, Syndiniales, Amoebophryaceae.